AUGGACAAGUUUCGGAUGAUCUUCCAGUUCUUCCAGUCCAACCAAGAGUCCUUCAUGAAUGGCAUCUGUGGGAUCAUGGCCCUUGCCAGCACCCAGAUGUACUCAGCCUUUGAUUUCAACUGCCCCUGCCUGCCACACUACAACUUGGCCUAUGGGCUGGGCAUCCUCCUGGUGCCCCCCUUCAUCUUGUUCCUGCUGGGUUUUGUGCUGAACAACAACAUCUCCAUGCUGGCAGAGGAGUGGAGGCGGCCGCAGGGCCAGCGGGGGAAGGACCCGGCUGUGCUGCGCUACAUGUUCUGCUCCAUGGCACAGCGGGCCAUGAUCGCCCCUGCGGUCUGGGUGUCGGUGACACUGCUGGAUGGCAAGUGCAUCACCUGUGCCUUCUGCACCUCGGUGCCCGUGGAGAGCCUGGGCAAUGCCAGCCACCCCCGCCUCUCCCAGGGGGAGAUACAGCGGGUCCUGGCCCAGAUCCCCUGCAAGGAGAUCUACAACGGGCAGCAGCUCAUUGCCAAUGAAGUGGCCGUCAGGUACCUGCGCUGUAUCUCACAGGCUCUGGGCUGGUCCUUUGUGCUGCUGAUGACCACUCUGGCUUUCUUGGUCAGAUCUCUUCGGCCCUGCUUCAGCCAGGCUGCCUUCCUGAAGAGCAGAUACUGGUCCCACUACAUUGACAUUGAGCGCAAGCUGUUCGAUGAGACGUGUGCAGAGCAUGCCAGGAGCUUUGCCAAGGUCUGCAUCCAGCAGUUCUUUGAGGGCAUGAGCACGGACCUGGUGGCUGCUCGCUGCCACCUGCCCAGGAAAGGCCCUGCUGAUGCAGGGGAAGCUGCUGAGAAGCUCUUGGGCAUCACCGACCAGGGCACCAUGAACAUGGCCCUGAAGAGCUGGCACAGAUGCAAGCCCCCACUGCACCUCCACCCACCUGCCCUCCCCACGGGAAAUGGCUGGGCAGGAGAAGGACAGCCCCCCACGUACCCCUCUACACCCCGAAGAGAGACAGCUGCCUACUACAGCUGGGUGUGA
Messenger RNA from Ficedula albicollis (Collared flycatcher), 1017 nucleotides. RefSeq names its product calcium homeostasis modulator 1 (gene CALHM1). Gene Ontology annotation, molecular function: monoatomic cation channel activity. The transcript has 2 exons. The record is from RefSeq and is a predicted model, not a curated record. Bases 1 to 1017 code for a protein of 338 amino acids. Lineage: Eukaryota; Metazoa; Chordata; Aves; Passeriformes; Muscicapidae.